UCGAGCGUUUCGUGUUCGCGUUCUCGCUUACGAGGUGACAUACAAAGCCCAGUGGCUUUUUUUUUUUUUUGAACGGUGUCGUUUUCCGAAAACACACCCUACAAGCUCCGCUCGUUGCUUCGAGAGAAUCCCGAUAUCAUCGCUCUCCUCAUGAUCCCGAUCGCGACCAGAAUCUGGAUCCGUUGAUCCAGCGAUUGAUCUCGAGCGAAAUCUUCGUAAAAAAAUUUUCGGGAGAUAAAAUAGUAGUACGAUACAUCGAACGUCGUCGCGAGCAAGCUCGGGAAAGCGGAGCGGACCACGUGAGAUCCAGUCUCGGGAGGACGGGGAAAAUAUGAGCAUCUCGUGAAACCGGAAGAAACGAGUUUCAUCUGGAAGGUCAUCAUGGAAACCGAGGAGCUCACCAGACUUGUCGACGAGAUCUACAAGAAUAUCUUGGACAAGUUCAAUCCUGGUGCCAGACAGCUGAUCAACGCUGGCAAAGCAUACCUGAAGGCUCUUCACGGAGCUGCGGCGGCGUCGCGAGUUUACGUCGACGCUUUGUCCCGAUUAGCUCGUCAAGCCCAGCUAGGAACAUGGGGCGGUUCGAAGGAUGUAGGUUUCGCGCUAAUGAGGAUCGUCGAGGUGUACAAGGAGAUACAGGAUCAGGAGAUGAACAUCUUGAAGGCGUUCUACGUGGACUUGUUGGUGCCCCUGGAGACCAACCUGGAGAAGGACACGAAAGUUGUCCAGAGCGAGCAGAAGAAGUUUCUUCAACAACACAAGACCAGAUCCGAGACCUACAGCAAAGCGGCCGCGACAAUGAAAAAGCAGAGAAAAAAAUCCCGAGCCGCCAAUAAGAGCGGUCUCGCGAUGGACAAGGAAUUGAAGAACAUGCAGAUUCUCGAAGAGGAGAAGACCAAGCUGGACGCCUUCUGCGAGCAGAGUUUGAAGAACGCGAUGACUCAGGAGAGACGACGAUACGGUUUCGUGUUGGAGCGACAAUGUUCCUUGGCGAAGCACUAUGCGAGUUUUCAUGAGGUUGCACUGGCCGCGCUUCAUCCCUCGGUUGAUAAAUGGCGCGAGGUUGCCGCCACCAGGGAAUAUCUGCCCCAGUCGGUGGAGGACAUGUUCGCUUCCAGACUCAGGCAAACAUCGUUCUGGCCGGAGGACGAAGAGAACGGCGGCUCCGAGCUAACAACAAUGAGCUCGCAAUUGCGAAAGACCCGGAGCAUGGACAGCUCCUGUCUGGAAUUACGACUAGGCCCGCUACCCGGGAACCCGUCGUCGUCCGGCAGCCACCUCGGUCCGGCGCAGCAUCUCCCCGCCGCCCUCUCCAGAGCGAGGUCGGAGGCCAAUCUGCACGCCUCGACGUUAUCCCUCGGUCCCGAGGUUCCAGAAACUCCACCCCGACCGCGAUCCAUGGCGCCCCCCACGUCCCGCAGCAGUGGCGGCGGCGGAGGCGGUAGCAUCGGGGUUAGCACCGGGGGUUGGGGAGACGCUCCUCUCGCUAGGGCUCUCUUCGCUUACCUCAGCUCGGGGGAAAAUCAACUGAGCUUUCUGGAGGGUGAUCUAAUCGCUUUGAUGGGAGACCGGCAGAAGGGAUGGCAAUUUGGCGAGAACCUUCGUACUCACAGCUCGGGAUGGUUUCCCCUGGCGUACACCGAAAUUAUAAUCGACGACACUUUGGGAUCACCCAGCCACGGAACAAGCAACGGGAGAACUCCGGAGCCGCAGGCUAUUCCACCGUGCAAACCGCCUCCUUCUCGACCGCCAGUCACACCAGCUAAUAUCGACGAGCAGUCUGGUGGAACGACCGGCGCCGCUAACAAUUCUUCCAACACCAGCGCCAACAACAACAACAACAACACUAGCAACGCCGGUACACCGACCAACAACGCGAGCGUCUUAGCAACUCCGACUGCACGCCAAUCAAAAUCAAUCCGUCCGUCAAGCACGCUGCCUGCUGUAUUAGCAGGAGGACGAAGAGUACAGCCACCCGUACCUCCAGUGCCGCCACCGGCUAUGACAUCUCUUCACAGUAGCAAUGACAGCGGUUUCUCUAAUGAACCGCCGGUGCAGCCGGAUGUUGAUUACAGCGAUGAUGAGGCAAUGAGACAACGGCGCCGGAAGCCGCGUAACGGAGGAGAGUGUCAGCUCGCGAAGGACGAGAAGCAGACGAAGGACUGGGAAAACGAUUCCUGGAAGACGAUCCCGCGGGACGAGAAGUCCUGGCAGUUGUAUCGCACGGCGAUGGAUCUCUGGGCGGAGGCCAAGGCCAACCAGGCGAGCGAGGACUCGAAGAAAUAUUUCGAGCUGGAGAAUGGCGAGUUCACGUUGGAAAACGGCGACAUUACCAGGAAGAGAAAGAACAAGAAAGGCAUGCAGGCGACGAACGAACGACCCAGCCCGAAUCAGCGCACCAAAAUGGCGGACGAGCGCAGCGCACCCGCUGUCACUCGUCGCGGCGAUCAGCGACGCGUCGACAAGAGAACGCAAGCGGAAACCGAAGAGGACGAGCUCGAGGAGGACGAGGAGGAUUUCGAAUAUCGCAAUAACAACAAAUUUUACGCGGACAAUCGGGACUCUCAGCAGGAACGAAGAUCCGGUAACAAUUACGACGCGAACAAAUACACAACAAAAUCUUCGACCUCGUCGUCGGAUUCCGACGACGACAGUACCAUCACGAUUCCGCAAUCGGGUCGUAAAGUCGAGCAUAUAGCGCAGAAGCUCGAGCAGACCGCGCAGAAAUACGCGCGCGAGCACAGCCCGCCGAAAUUUCUCGAGCGUCGCGAGAGAACGCUCGCGGCGGAAUACAAGAAUCUAGAAAAAGAAACGCGCGAAACGACUCUCAAGCGCGAUCGUCGCGAAAGAAUCGCGGAUUACAAGAGUUUGGAGCGCGAAAACCGGUCAAACGGUGCGGGCAAUCAGCAGAAGAAUGUGGAACGUGCGCGGGACGACAAACGUUUGCGCGACGAGAAGCGUUUGACGCGGAACGACAAGCAUCUGAUGGAACGAGGAUCUCGCGAACAGGAUCACAAGCAACAAACGUUCGAACGUACGCGGGAAGACAAGCAGCACAGCUACGAGCGCACGAGAGAAGAGAAGCAAAACUUCGAACGCACGCGGGAGGACAAACAGGGUUUCGAACGUGCGAGAGAAGAUAAGCAGAGCUUCGAGCGUUCGAGAGAUGACAAGCAGAAUUUCGAGCGUUCCAGAGAGGACAAACAGAAUUUCUCACGGUCUCGAGGCGACGAGGCGCAGUCGUACGAACGAGUUCGCGUGACGCGCAACGAUCAAGAGCGCGGAUAUAUCGAGCAGAGAAAAGAAGCGACGGGUUACGAACGUACGUUCGAAAAGAAUCGCAACAAAACGAUCGAGCGAUUGUCCAGUCGAAGAUUCGAACGGCCGCGACCGCCGUCGCAGGAGGCUCCGGAACGACCCGUGGGACCGUAUCGAGAGCGCAGAUACUCGGACAAGGAGGAGGCGAUUUACGGAGAAACCGCGCGAUACGGAAUAGGCUCGCUCGACAGAGAUCGCGGUUACGAAUCCAAUUUCGAGACAAAAUUGGAAAGAACGAAGGUGAUCGAAAGACACGGUUACAGCGCGGGUGUGCACGGUUCGGAUCUUCACAAGCGAAACGGAAUAUCCAGAAACAACGAGCGAAGCAACGGCGACACCAACAAUAACACGCUCAAGAUGGAACGGAAACCUUUGCUGCCGCGACAGACGACCGCCAUGGGCCACCUCGCGCAAACCGGAAGAGCCUUCGAGGAACCGAAGAGUCCGAAACUCGUGAAGCGCACCAAGUCCUUCUGGAAGUUCCGUCGGGACUCGGAAGUGCUGGAAGGUAUGGCGCUCUGGCAGCAUCGCUCGCUCGUCGACAUCCCGAAGAUGAUUCGCAAAGAGGACAAAACAGCGGAGAACGAGGAGAAGCAGAGGAAGGACUCGGAGGACGGUAGUCCGAAUUCGAGUCUGGGCAACAGCGAGAUCACGAUCACGAACGAGCACCGGCACGAGGAGCCGAAACCGGCCGAGAGAAGUCACGUGCCCGAUAAAACGGAUUACUUCGAGGACUUCCCAACACCGGCGGAACGACCCAAGAUCACAGAGCGAUCGGAGUACAGAAUGCAGCAGCAGCAGCAUCAUCAUCAUUCGGAAGAGCGCGCGUACUUCGUCGGCAACGUGUCGCGAAAAGCGAUCAUAGAGAAGGAGCGGAAACGAAGUCUCGAAGCGAAGAGAAACAUGAUCGUGGCCGAGCUGAAGGAGAACGAGAACAAACGGAACGAGAUGAUGCGCGGUAGAAAAAAUUACGACGAGGAGGAAGACGCGACGUUGAAUUUCAGCGAGACCGAGGCCUCCGACGAGGAAUCCACGUACAGCUGUAUCGUCGUGAAGGAUCAGAGCAUACCGGAGAAGACGUUGCUGCCGAGAACGAAACUUAGACGGGACUCUGACCGGGAUAGAAACACCUGCGGGCCGUGGUACGAUCUCUGGGGCGUGGACGCGUCCGUCAAGAAAAAAAAGAAACAGAAGCAGCAAUAAAGUCCACGAAUCGUUGUGGCAAGAGAUAAUGUAAUUGUUUUGAUAUAAAAAACCGAAAGAAGAAGAAACACCGAUAGAACAAUUGGCGUUCUGAUGAAAACGAGGGAAAACGCGGAUAAACAGAAGAGAUCACGAUUUUAUGUUAUUUUUUGUUAAACAUUUAAACGUUUGAAAUAGGAAACGCACCGGAGAGUGUAUUUUUUUUUGCAACAAUUGUUAUCGCAUGUUUUGUCAACACUGUUAGUUCCACUCACGAGGUCUUUUAAGUUUUUUCUUUCAGUCGUAUUUUGUUCAGUCCGAAUCUUCUUUGUGGCUAUCUAUCCAUCGAGUAGCUGCGUUAUCGAUUUUCACAUGAUCCCUUUGCGCAUCUCUCCCCCAUUUUGAUGUGCUCGCUAAUCCCCUCUCGAUGCUGCUUUUUUGUCUCUUCAACGAUUGGCCGUUGAUGUUGUAGGAGCUUAUAUCGUCGAAGAAGACGCUCGAUACACUUUUGCGACGACUUCUAGGAGAUUCGUCUCUUCGAAGUGGAAACAAAACAACUUGAUUCAUCGCCAUCGAGCGGCUAGUGGUGUUGUCCGUCGUUGCUGCACGUCUCAGCUCUGUUUGAUUUGUUAUUUGUCGCUGGCAUAGUGCUAGUUGUUCGCUAGUGAUUAUUUCGCUACUCUCUCUCAAUUUAUAUCAAUCUUUCAAUUUUUUUUUUUUUAUCGAUCGCUUCGUUUUUUGUUGCAAAUUGAUCCAAACGUUCUAUCGAACGUUUUAUUUUUUUUUUGUGUAUAAAUCUCUCUCUCUCUUUAAAUAGUCUAAAUGAUCUUUGUGUUUUGUUCUAUAUAAUAAAGUAUACACACAAAACGAUAUUCUUAACGUAUUCUUAAUUAAAAAAUACGAAUAAUAAUUUUAGCGCGCUAGGAAAGAUUUUUACCUUCAAGUUUUAAGUUUGUGUUUUAUAAAAAUUUUUACACCAAUUUUUCACCAAGUUCCUCCAUUGUUCGUACGUUGGUCACGUGUGAUUGUCCAGUAAUUUACGAAUAUACGUAAAUCAAGUCACGAGAUUAACUGCAAUUAACGCCUUUCAGGACUAACAUAUUCGCGACUGUGAAGCUGCGAAAGACGAAGACUAACGACCGCUCGGCGCCGGCACUGUCAUGAGAAAAGUUAUUUCUCUAGAUUAGAGACGUGUUCUUACUUUUUUUUUUUGUGCCAGUAGCGAGUAUCCAUGACCGAGAGAGGGAGAGAGGCGAGAUUGUCUCUCUCGUUACAAAAGAAGUUCCUUCGUCGCGCAGCUCCCUACGCGAGAGUGAAAAUCGAUUGCCACGCGAUCAUCUGUCCGCGAAUUUUUUCAAAUAGGGAAAUAUAUAAUACAACGCUAACCCUUUUCCGUAUCCGUAUUGCCUCUUUGUUGCAUAUACAUGCCACUUCUCUGUGUUUCUCUUCAAGUGGAGACUCGCGUAAGUCAAGCGUAAGUAAAUUAGCGCACGCAAGCGCGUAUAUAGAACAAGAAAUCAUUUAUUCUUAAGCGUAAAAAUGUUUUUAUUAUAAAUGUGUACCUAAAAUUAAGAUUUUUACGUCGUAAAACAAGCAAAAAAAAAAAAAAAAAACAAGUUUGCAAUGGCGUUUGUACCAAAUCGUUAGGUAUGUAUAUACGUAUAGAAUCUUGGUGGCCUAGAGAUUAAUCGAUAGGUAUCGUAAUUCAAUAAUAUCACUAAUGAUGUAUCAAAAGAGACGAACACUGCCGCCCCAUUUUUGAAUCAAAAUCUAAAAAAAGUUGCUCAGACUCUGAUUUGAGGGUCUUUUUUUUUUUUUUUUUUGAGAUAUCGACGCGCGCGCUUAUCUAGAACUCUGUAGAUAAAGCAUUUAUAUGGAAAAAAAAAUUUUUUUAAAUAAAAAACGAUUUGUAGAGAAUUUUUGCGAGGUGUUACGCCGUUUUAGAGUGUUAAGUAAACAAUUAACAUGAUAUCGAUAUAUAAAUACAGUUGCAAUAUCAAACGAAAGAUUAACGUGUAAAUGUGUUAAUAUAGUUCGAAGAUAUUAUGUAAAGAAUAAUCAGUUAUUUUUGGGACUGUAUUAACAUAUUUUGUAAGUUAAGCGACACACGCACACGUACGCGUUUGGUGACACGCGUACUCGUGUGUGUGUCAACAAAGUUUUGUAGUAUUAAGUCCUUUUAGAGUCUUUCUCUCUCUCUGACGAGAAACGAGUGAAAAUCAAUGAAAAAAAAAAAAAAAAAAAAACAAAAAAAAUUGUUAGGGGGAUCCUUCCAUUUAUUC
Messenger RNA from Pseudomyrmex gracilis, 6782 nucleotides. It is a transcript of the gene IRSp53, whose product is annotated as zinc finger CCCH domain-containing protein 13. Gene Ontology annotation, molecular function: protein binding. The transcript has 14 exons. The record is from RefSeq and is a predicted model, not a curated record. Gene Ontology annotation, biological process: actin filament bundle assembly; positive regulation of actin filament polymerization; actin crosslink formation. Lineage: Eukaryota; Metazoa; Arthropoda; Insecta; Hymenoptera; Formicidae. Gene Ontology annotation, cellular component: cytosol; nucleoplasm. Bases 382 to 4521 code for a protein of 1379 amino acids.